This is a messenger RNA of Orycteropus afer afer, 1181 nucleotides long. RefSeq names its product opioid receptor kappa 1 (gene OPRK1). Gene Ontology annotation, molecular function: neuropeptide binding; dynorphin receptor activity. Gene Ontology annotation, biological process: neuropeptide signaling pathway; G protein-coupled opioid receptor signaling pathway; sensory perception of pain. Gene Ontology annotation, cellular component: neuron projection; membrane. Lineage: Eukaryota; Metazoa; Chordata; Mammalia; Tubulidentata; Orycteropodidae. The record is from RefSeq and is a predicted model, not a curated record.
CCGCCGACCAUGGAGCCACCGGUACAGAUCUUCCGCGGAGACCCGAUCCCCACUUGUACCCCAAGCACCUGUCUGCUCCCCAACAGCAGCAGCUGGUUCCCGAGCUGGGCCGAGCCAGACAGCAACGACAACGGCAGCGCCAGCCGGGAGGACGUGCCGCUGGAGCCCGCGCACAUAUCUCCGGUCAUCCCCAUCAUCAUCACCGCGGUCUACUCGGUGGUGUUUGUGGUGGGCUUGGUGGGCAACUCUCUGGUCAUGUUCGUGAUUAUCCGAUACACAAAGAUGAAGACAGCAACCAACAUUUACAUCUUUAAUCUGGCUCUGGCAGAUGCCUUAGUCACUACAACCAUGCCCUUCCAGAGUACAGUUUACCUGAUGAACUCUUGGCCAUUUGGGGAUGUGCUAUGCAAGAUUGUCAUCUCCAUAGACUACUACAAUAUGUUUACCAGCAUCUUCACCUUGACCAUGAUGAGUGUAGACCGCUACAUUGCUGUGUGCCACCCUGUCAAAGCGUUAGAUUUCCGCACACCCUUGAAGGCAAAGAUCAUCAAUAUCUGUAUCUGGCUCCUGUCAUCAUCUGUCGGCAUAUCUGCAAUAGUCCUUGGAGGUACCAAAGUUAGAGAAGAUGUGGAUGUUAUCGAGUGCUCCUUGCAGUUCCCAGAUGAUGACUAUUCCUGGUGGGACCUCUUCAUGAAGCUCUGCGUCUUUGUCUUUGCUUUUGUGAUCCCUGUCCUCAUCAUCAUCGUCUGCUACACCCUGAUGAUCCUACGCCUGAAGAACGUACGACUUCUCUCUGGCUCCCGAGAGAAGGAUCGCAACCUCCGCCGGAUCACCAGGUUGGUCCUGGUGGUGGUGGCUGUCUUCGUAGUCUGCUGGACCCCUAUUCAUAUCUUCAUCCUCGUGGAGGCUCUGGGAAGUACCUCCCACAGCACUGCGGCUCUCUCCAGCUACUACUUCUGCAUUGCCUUGGGCUAUACCAACAGCAGCCUGAACCCCAUUCUCUAUGCCUUCCUUGAUGAGAACUUCAAGCGGUGUUUCCGGGAUUUCUGCUUUCCCAUAAAGAUGAGGCUGGAGCGCCAAAGCACUAGUCGAGUGAGAAAUACAGUUCAGGAUCCUGCUUACAUGCAGGAUGUGGAUGGGAUAAAUAAGCCAGUAUGACUAGUCGUGGAGAUGUCCUCAUA